AGAAGAUUCAUCUGAUUCAACUGGAGAUGGCUCCCUUCCCUAAUUUAUAGCUCCAUUCCUGAGGUUUUCUCCUUCUUGGCUCAGUGUGAGCAGACAGAGAGCAAAGGAUGGUUGCAAACCCUGCAGAGAGCUCAGCACAGAGGCAGAACUGCCCCUCCACAGGCUGGCGGCACAGCCAAACCCCAACCUCUUUCUUGUCCUUUUUGGGGCUUUGCUAAACCUGGAAAGGAAAUGAAUUCCAAAGGCAGGAAAUGACCCAGAGACGAUAACAAUAUAUGAAAAACUAAGCCUUUGCUUCCGCCACUUUGUUUCAAACUAUUCUAAUCUGUGUCCCAGGAAGCCUAACCCAUUGCCAGAUGGCAAUCUGUUUUCAGAUGCCUCUUGGCAUCUGCCACUCCCGGCUGGUGACAUUUACACGUUUCUGAAGACAAACCUGUCCCCACAUCUUCAAACUUCCGGAGAGGUGUAGCCCCAGGAAAGUCCUGACAGUACAGCCCAUCUGAUCUGCCUCAUCUGCAGCUCAGCUGCUGCUGGCCUCCAGCCUAGAACUGGAGCACACUGAGUCUGUUCUUGAAGAUUUGCAGAAUCUGAAAUCAAAGUGCCCCUUGCUGCCAGGAAAGGCUGGCUCCUGCUUCUGCUGCAUAAUCCUUUCUCACCAGGCGUUCCUGAAGAAACCUAGUGAGUCAGAAAGGAAGAAAACGUGUCUGAAGGCGAUCUGGGGGUGGCCUGGUCCCUCUCAUUGCUUCUGAAAAUUCCCUCCUGGUUUGCAAUGCAGGUAUUGCGCAGCGAUGCACAGCUAUCAAGUACCACUUUUCGCAGCCAAUCCGCUUACGAAACAUUCCAUUCAAUUUAACUAAGACAAUACAGCAAGAUGAAUGGCACCUGCUUCAUUUAAGAAGAAUCACGGCUGGCUUCCUGGGCAUGGCUGUAGCUGUCCUGCUGUGUGGCUGCAUCGUGGCCACGGUCAGCUUCUUCUGGGAGGAGAGCCUGACCCAGCACGUGGCUGGACUCCUGUUCCUUAUGACAGGGAUAUUUUGCACCAUUUCUCUCUGCACGUAUGCUGCCAGUAUCUCUUACGAUUUGAACCGACUCCCGAAGCUGAUUUACAGCCUGCCUGAUGAUGUGGAACAUGGCUACAGCUGGUCUAUCUUCUGUGCCUGGUGCAGUUUAGGUUUUAUUGUGGCAGCUGGAGGUCUCUGCAUUGCUUAUCCAUUUAUUAGCCGGACCAAGAUUGCACAUCUAAAGUCUGGCAGGGACUCUACAGUAUGACUGCACUCCAGGUACCUGCCCACAGUUUGAGUGACUCUGCAGGCGAGAGGAAUGGAGUUUACAUCAGGAUCCCAAGCACAACGCAGUCUCUUACAUUCCAGCCUGUUGUAUGCAGCCCUUUUCUGGAUGACUGACAGCAAAUCAUGCAAAACCACACAACCUUUCGAAGGACAAACCGAUGGUGGAUUCAAAGUGCUUUAAUGACUGUUUCUGCUUUGACUGUGAGACAAAGAAGGAGCUGUGGCAUGGGGCAUUUCUAAGGGUCAGAAAAGAGAAACUGCAAUGGAAAAAAAAUUUGUAUAAUUUCCAUUUAUUUCCGAGAGUUUGUAUAUAACAAUUACCUGAGAGUCAUUUCUAUAUGCAAAAAAAAAAAGAUUCGUAAUCAACGCAAUUAUAAUUUUCUUGUCACUGUACUAGGCUUGUUAAGUUUUGACCCACAGCUUUAGAACUUGUCCUACUGGUGUCUUGUGGUGUCAGAGCCCGGUAUUUGUGUAUUAUUUGUGGAUGUUCCUUGUUACAGGAGGGUUCUUCUUUGCCUUAUUAUUAUUAUUUUAAUUGGAAGUCUGCUCUCUGUCUUUGUACUGGAGUCAAAAGCAUAAGAGAAACAGAUCAACCAUGUAAGAGCUAAUCCGUGACACUAUGCAGUAUUGUUUGAAGUCCUUUCUGUUGUUCAGCUUCUGUCUAUGUUAACUGGAUUUCUGCAUUAAAUGACUUCUCCCUUGUUAA
Dipodomys spectabilis (banner-tailed kangaroo rat) is the source of this 1995-nucleotide messenger RNA. It is a transcript of the gene Tmem178a, whose product is annotated as transmembrane protein 178A. The coding region runs from base 922 to 1269 and encodes 115 amino acids. NCBI's taxonomy places the organism in Eukaryota, Metazoa, Chordata, Mammalia, Rodentia, Heteromyidae. The record is from RefSeq and is a predicted model, not a curated record. Gene Ontology annotation, cellular component: endoplasmic reticulum membrane. The transcript has 4 exons. Gene Ontology annotation, biological process: regulation of cytosolic calcium ion concentration; negative regulation of osteoclast differentiation.